Insectozyma verbasci is the source of this 3129-nucleotide messenger RNA. The record is from the annotation of a GenBank genome assembly. NCBI's taxonomy places the organism in Eukaryota, Fungi, Ascomycota, Pichiomycetes, Serinales, Debaryomycetaceae.
AUGCACAGUAAUAUUAAUAGUAAUAGCAAUGGCAAUAGCAAUAUACUACCAAUUGGUUAUAAUCGAAAUCAUUCAACCGAAUCUAUCAGUAAUCACAGUAUAUCAAGUAAUAAUUCUAGUUUUUAUUCAAAAGGUGGUAUUUAUUAUUUUCCGAAUGGUGAAGUGUUUAGACCAAGAACAACUCCAACAUCAAAGAGAAAGAAUAGACCAAAUAAGAUUUCAACUGAUCUUAAAAAUGACAAUUCAAAUUCAGCAUCACCAAUCUAUCAACAGGAACUACAUACAUCAGGUUCAGCUAGCUCAUUAACUCAGCUAAGAUCAAACAGUUAUAGUAGAAAACAAAGUUUGACCAAAAGCAUAAGAAGUAGUUUCAAUGAUACACCUACUAAUAUAACAAUACAAGAACAAGAACAAGAUCGUCAACACCCAAAUAACUCUACUUCAUUUGUUUUCAAAUCACAAAAUACUACAAAUAAUGAUCAUCAACACCCAAAUAAUUCAACUUCUUUUGUUUUCAAAUCACAAAAUACUACAAAUAGUGAACAUCUUUCAAAUUCAACUUCAACUUCAUCCUCAAAUUCUUCAUCAUUAUCAUCUAAGUCAUCUAAUAAUCAUAAUAAUUUAGAAGUAACAACCAGCAAUACCCCUUCAACUUCUAUUGGUGAUGAACAUAACAAUAAUUUUCCCCAUACCGUUAAUAAGACACACGAGUCACACCAUAUUUUGAUUAAUGAUAGAAAUAGUAGAGAGUCGAAUUUGUCAUUGGAAGAUACUACUGAUGAUACUGGUUUGAGUACAUUGAACGAAGCAACAGAAGAAACUUUUAAAUUGACUAAUAAUAAAUUGGAUUCAAUUUUGCCUAUACAAAAUACUGAAGAUGUAAAUGCAAAUGAAUCAAGAAAUAGUUUCAAAUCACCAGUAAUACAUGAACAAGUAGAAAUUUCAAAUGAAAACGUUGAACCUAUAGUAGAGACAAAGGAAGAUGUUGAACAAAGUAAUGAGUUAGUAGAAUCACAUUCAGGUUUAAAUGAGGAUUUAUCAAAAGAAUAUUCAGACACUUCAAAUUCUUCUGAUUAUGAACAACCUCCAACGAAACCAAUUUUGAAGCAAAUCUUAUCAUCUUCUUCAACUGAUGAUUACAAAACACCAAUAAAAACACCAGUUGAUCAACAAUCAUUUAAAGAAGAAGAUAUAACACCUAUUCAACAAAUCAAAUCAACGUCCCAAGAAGAUAUAACACCAAUACAACAAAUUAAAUCAAAAUCACAUGAAAUUAUAACUCCAGUUCAGCAAAUCAAAUUAUCUAAAGAGAAUGUAACUCCAAUUCAUCAAAUUAAAUCAUCAUCUACUGAAAAUGUAAACAUAAAUGGCGGCUCAUUUGUUUAUGAAGAACCAAAUAAUUCAUUACCUGACCCAACAAUUUCAUUAGUUGAAUCAUAUUUGCAAGAUUCUCCUGAACUGCAAGUUAUAAAAAACUCAGCUUCAAGUACUCCAAAAAUUAAAUCUACUAAUUUUAGACAUUUAUUUAUAACAUAUUCAAAUCCAACAACCCCUAAAGAUCGUAAUUCAAAUUAUUUUUAUGAUUAUAAUAUUUCAUCAAAAUUUAAUAAAUUUAUAAAUGAUGAUCAGAAAAAUGUACCUCCAAGAGGUGAUGUGGUGGUAAUUGACAAUGGUAAUAAAAUUAGAAAACAUUACAGAAAUGCAUCAUCAACCUCUUCAGCUACGUUUAUUAUGGAACAGCCAAAAUUACAACAACCAACUUCUGCAUCAGCUCCAAACACUCCGAAAUUAGAAAUUGAUACAAAGGACUCAACACCCUUCCAGUUAUCAUCAAAUUCAAUUCCGAAUACUACAAAGUUCACUGAUACUCCACCUGAUACUCCACCUGUAUUACCACCAAAAUCUCCAAAUAUGAAAGUUAAAGGUAGAAGUAGGAAGAAAAAAUCGUCAAAACAAGUAAAAUCCUUAUUGUUAGAUGAAUCAGAUACUAAGAAUGACGAAGAGAAGAAUAAGGAAAUACUAAAACAACCACCACCACUCAUUAGUCUGUCACCGAAACCUCAGUCUCCUAUUAAAUCAGUCACUAGAUCUUUUGAAAAAAAAAUAUCUUCUCCAAAACCUCAAUCACCUGUUAAAUCACAACCUAACUCACAAUCUUCUCAAAAAUCAUCUCCAGCUGUAACAAAUCAUCAACAGCCUAGAAAAUUAUCAUUACCAAAAUCUACAUCAAUAAACUUUUCAUCAAUUAAAUCAUUUUUCAAAAAACAUAAAAAACAGAAAGAAAUUCCAAUUCAAACUCCAGUGAUAAUCGAGGACAAAAGAUCAUCUAUAAUAAGUGAAGUAGGGAGAUUACCAGAAUUUGAGCCUGAAAAAACUGGAUUUCUUGAUGAGUUAAUGAUCUCAUUUGAUGGAAUUGAAAAGUUUGAAAAUAAUUUAACUCCAACUAAAAAACCACCACCAACUAUAGAAAUUUCAACUGAUAUUCGUUUUCAGCCAUUUUUGAAAGAUGAUGAAUUGACAAAAGAUCAAAUCAAAGAUCAACAAUUACGAGAUUCAAAAAAUUCAAGUAAUGAAGAAAUAAAUAAUGAGAAUAAUGAUGUUUUACAAAAUUAUUAUCAAAUUGUGAAUAAUAUUGAUAAUGUGGGUGUUUCUCCAAUAAGCGAAACCUUUAAAAAUGAAGAGGAGAGAAAUCAAGAAGGGAACAUUAGAAUAGAUAAUGCACAAUUGGAAGAAUUGGUUAAUUUAUCAGCUGAAGAAUUAAAAGAUUUACCACCUCAUUUAAAAUAUGUUAAACAAUUUAAAGAUUAUAAAUCAAUUAACGUGAGGUUAAAAAAAUUUGAAGAUUUGUCUAAUGUGGAAUUGAAUGUGAACGAGAUAAAGUUGGGACCAAUUCUUAAAAAAGGUAAUGAUUUGAAGCAGGAACGUAAGAGGGUGUUUUUUGCUAAUAAGAUUAGUAUUAAUGAAACGUUUAGUUCAGAUUUGUAUAAACGUUAUAAUAAAGCCGUUACUCAAUAUUCAUUAAAUGAUCCAAAAGAGAUAAAUAAGAUAAAGAAUGAAGUUAAUUUAUAUAAAUGUAAUGAGAUGCUAGUUCAUGAAAGUUCUCAGAAUAACACCCAUUUUUAUUAUUAG